CGGCUACACUUAAUAGCUGCUUUCAGAACGAGAACGAGCGCUGCAUGAGCUCUACAGUUUCAUCUACCUGCUUCAGAGCUCAGAGGAAGCUGAGCAGUUCUUGUUCAGGAUUUGAAGCAUCAUUUGUGUUUCUUUAAAAUCAGCUGAGCAGAAACGGAGUGACUGUCAGAAGAGCUGAUUCUCUCUGAGUCAACAAAGUGCUACCUGUUCAGGAAACAUUGAUCUGUUGUAGAGCAGAACACAAAGUGGACAGACAGAGAGUGUGAUUACAGCCCGUUCAGUGGAGAUGCAGCACUGGACAUGGCUGAUGCUGGUGAUCAUAUGGAUGGUUCAGGCGGCGGAGAGCUGUCCUGACGUCUGUAUAUGCUCCAGGAGGUCUGGUCCAGAGAAGUCCGAGGUGAACUGUCAUAAAAGAGGCUUUCGUGCCUUUCCCUCCAGACUGCCCCCGGACGCCUGGAUCCUAAAACUCGGUGAGAAUGGUAUCACAGACUUAAAGGCCAAUGCUCUAAGGUCCACUCCAAGGAUCGAGAGUAUCAACCUGGAAAGAAAUGCCAUCAAGUCCAUCCACCCCCAGGCCUUCUCUGGUGCAAAGAGGCUAAUGCUCCUCAAUCUUUACGGCAACCACAUCACCAACCUCCCACCGAGGGGAUUCAAGGAUCUCCUGAACCUUCGCUUUCUCAUGCUGGGACAGAACCAGAUCGGCACCCUCAAAGCGGAGAUGUUUGCCGGAAUGAGGAACCUAUCAGACUUAGAUCUUCCUCUCAAUGCGCUGACUACGCUCCCGUCCAACGCCUUUAAGCCUCUGAUUGCCCUCAAAGUUCUGGACGUCUCCCUGAAUCGCAUCCAGAAGAUCUCUCAGAAGGCCUUCACUGGACUCAGACAGCUCAUGUUCCUCAACUUAGACAAUAACAGUCUGAAGACGCUCCCUGCUGGAGCAUUUAGUCCUCUGAGGUCCCUGGAGAUGCUGGUUCUGGACAACAACCUUCUGUCCUCUCUGAGUCCGUCAGCUUUGGAUGGCCUCGAGAACCUGCAGGAGCUCUACCUCAGGAACAAUGAGCUGGAGCAGCUGGCCCCUGAUGUGUUCAGGAGCAUGGCCAAGCUCUCUCAGCUGGCUCUCAGUGGAAACCGCCUGAAGACAGUGGAUGGAAACAUGUUCGCCCAUAUGCCCGGUCUGAAGAAACUGCAUCUCCAUGACAACCCUUGGCAGUGUGACUGUCACCUCGUUUCCUUGGUACAGUGGAUGGGCCACACCAACACCACCCUGUCUCCUGGGGACGCCCUGCGCUGUGUGAGUCCUCAGCAGCUCCGCAACAAGAGUUUUUCCAGUCUCCGAGCUGACAAGCUGCUCUGCAGCGCCUAACCCUAAAAGCAAUGGAAAGGAAUGGCUCCUGGAGAUUCAGAUGAUGUGUUCUUUCUCUGUAUACGUUUAUGUAUUUUUAGAGUGAACUUGUGUCUUAUACGAUCUCUCGAAGCUGCAACACAAUCAAUAAAGUUUUCUGUAGGAUGAUGCAUCUCCUCUGCUUAAAGAGCAACAUAGUGAUGAAUCAUCUGAAACCUACAUGAAGCAUCACCUUUAA
This is a messenger RNA of Labrus mixtus (cuckoo wrasse), 1577 nucleotides long. Its product is annotated as leucine-rich repeat-containing protein 15. Gene Ontology annotation, cellular component: plasma membrane. Gene Ontology annotation, molecular function: protein binding. NCBI's taxonomy places the organism in Eukaryota, Metazoa, Chordata, Actinopteri, Labriformes, Labridae. The record is from RefSeq and is a predicted model, not a curated record. The transcript has 7 exons. Bases 287 to 1360 code for a protein of 357 amino acids.